This is a messenger RNA of Plectropomus leopardus (leopard coralgrouper), 487 nucleotides long. The record is from RefSeq and is a predicted model, not a curated record. Lineage: Eukaryota; Metazoa; Chordata; Actinopteri; Perciformes; Serranidae.
AUGUGGCUUACAUUUCAUGUUACAUGUCGUUCAGCUGGUUCAGUGAUCCUGGAGAGUCCGGUCCUCCCUGUGGCCGACGGAAAAGCUGUGACGCUGCGCUGCAGAAGUAAGUCGACUUCCACCAACACCUUGGCCGUUUUCUAUAAAAAUGGCCAUCUUGUGAAGAGCUUUCCUUCGGGAGAGAUGACCAUCCACAGUGUUUCCAAAUCUCAUGAAGGACUCUACAAGUGCAACAUCUCAGGUGUUGGAGAGUCAACGGAGAGCCGGCUGGCUGUCAGAGCACGUACCGUUUCUGUCACCCCUCAAAAACCUCAUGAAGACCCCCACUCUGGCGACUCCAACGGCCGUCAUGUCUCCAUCCUGCUGUGGAUCGCUGUCACCAUUUUAAUCACGGCUCUGCUGCUGGUGGGGCUCCUUAAUAUAAGGAAACACAGAGUUUCCAAGAAACCAACAGCAACAACAAGCUCAGGUGAGGAAAAUCAAAAAG